ACUUGAACUUGUGCUGUCAGCGCGCCUGCGCAGGGCGUCCAAGAGCAAACAUAAAAUUGGGGAACUGCGCUUGGGAGGAGAAACAACUUCGGAGAAAAGGACUGGCAAAGAAUCUCUGGGAUCGAAGGAAGAAACACGAGGAAGUCAGGUGCCCCCUCACUGACCACGUAUAGAAGAAAACAAGGAGCGCCUGGCACCCCCGUGCCCAUCAGGCUCAGUGCGAACACCAAGUGCCAGCCGUCCAUAGCAGGCCUCGCCUUCCUGGGCACAGCAGCGACAUGGCGGAGUGGAACUUUCUACAGGAGCUCUUCAGGAGCCUCCACAAUGACAUGACGGCUCUGGGCCGCCUUUGGCUGCUGCACGUUAUGGUCUUCCGCCUCCUCCUCGUCGGCACGGUGACUCCCAGUCUCUUUGAAAACGAAUACGCGGAGUUCACCUGCAACACCCAGAUGACUGGAUGUAGAGAGGUGUGCUUUAACAGGGCCACCACCAUCUCGCACUAUCGCUUCUGUGUCUUCCAUGUUGUGCUCCUGUCCACUCCCGUCAUCCUCUUCGUCACGUAUGCUUUGACUAAGAGCGCAGUGCAGCACGGCGCUGAGGUGGAGGCCUUAGCUGGGCAAGAGACGCAGCGUUCAAGGAGGAGACUCGUCUACCUUAUCAACGUCAUCGUCCGUCUGCUGGUGGAGGUUGGCUUCCUCGUUGGCCAGUGGUACUUAUAUGACUUCAGGGUGAAAUCCAUAUACAUCUGCACGGCACACCCCUGUCCCCACAAUGUGGACUGUUUCUUGGCACGCUCCUAUGAGAAAACUGCAUUUCUGUGCUUCUACUUUGGUGUCGGGGUGUUCUCUUCGGUGAUCAGUUUCCUCGAGGUCUUGUACAUCAUCCGCAAGUGGAAAGCAUCCGGCAGGGAACAAGUGGGGCACAACCAGUCCACCCUGACCCACAGCACGCCAGGCGCAGACGAGCUGCUUACCAUGGAGAGCCAGACAAAGACCCCUCAAGACCAGUGAGGGGCAACACCUGCCGAGAGGAACGCCAUUCCAACGACAGGCUCAGCAUUCCUGAAAACGCUUACCUCCGAUGCCAGCUCAUGCCAGUGGGUUGAGGUGGAGAGCUGCCAAGCCUGACCCGAGCCCCUUCUGCGCCCGUCCUGCUCGCUUGUCCACUUCCUUUGCUUCUUCCUGGUUUGCUGCUUAACUGGACGACGUUCUUGCUGGGACAAAACUGAACCUAAAGAACAAAGUAAUGGCUGUGAUUGAUUAAUAAAAGAACAUCCAUUAAUAUGGCAGGCUUGACGUCUCCACACGGUCGUAUCCGCACAAAGGCAGAUACAAAAUUGCAAGAAGAGACCCAAUGAAGGUUCAGGGAAGUCCACAGUGCAAAACAAUUGCUUGAAAAAUUUAGGAUUGACAAAUAUGAAUAAUUUUCAUACUGUUACAGUGCAUCCAGAAAGUAUUCACAGCGCAUCACUUUUUGCACAUU
Messenger RNA from Erpetoichthys calabaricus (reedfish), 1482 nucleotides. RefSeq names its product gap junction delta-3 protein-like. Gene Ontology annotation, biological process: cell communication. The record is from RefSeq and is a predicted model, not a curated record. NCBI's taxonomy places the organism in Eukaryota, Metazoa, Chordata, Cladistia, Polypteriformes, Polypteridae. Gene Ontology annotation, cellular component: connexin complex.